This is a messenger RNA of Siniperca chuatsi (mandarin fish), 2573 nucleotides long. RefSeq names its product methyltransferase like 24 (gene mettl24). The transcript has 5 exons. Lineage: Eukaryota; Metazoa; Chordata; Actinopteri; Centrarchiformes; Sinipercidae. The record is from RefSeq and is a predicted model, not a curated record. Bases 375 to 1484 code for a protein of 369 amino acids.
GCAAAUUAAAGGGGUGUUUCUGUUUAAGGAAAGGGGGGACUUGAGAGUGUGAGGAGGGAGUUCCCAAAGUUUUCAUAGAGGGUGGCACACAUUGUACUUCUGAAUCUGUCUGCAGAGCCUCAUGACACACACUCACACACACUCUAGCAUGCACAAAAUCACUCGGGUUAAGAUGCAGGCACACACAUGUGUGUUGGUUUAUGAGCAGGUCUUGACAUGUUCAUGGUUUAUUAACUUACUUCUCUUGAUCUAAUAGUGGACUCUGGACCUGAAGGGAAUGAGGGGCUGGACGAGAAGGACAACUCUUUGACAAGAAGGAGACAAAGAAUGGGAUAGAAAAAGCAAAGGGCAAGCCAACACUUCCAGUUGAGGAGAUGGACAUGGGCAGAGAGCGGCUCACCCGGGGAUUGCUGCUGCGUUUUGGUAUUCUGCUCACUGCUGUGUGUGUGUGUGUUCAUGUUUACUUGGAGACGGGUCGGCGGGGAGCACCUGCACCCCUGGCAUUGGGACGUCCCAUCCAGUCUAGUCCGAACUGGGGCCAACAAAGCAGAACCAAACAGGUCUCGGCAGAACAGCAGGACAGAAGCAUUAAAAGGAGAAUCUCCUAUGUUCGAACAAUAAAGAAGAACAGCUCAGCUAGGAAGAGGGAUGAAGACAGUGAGGACCCCUCACCACCAUGCUGCCCACAUCCCCACCCACGCAGAAAGACUCCUAGGUGGCAUAUAGACUUGGAGCCCUGGGCCAGUGAGACUCAUUCUCUGGAGGAUGAAGCUAAAAGGUUCCUCAACUACAUCACAACACCACAAGUGUCGUGUGCAUCGUUGGCCAGUGAGGAAGCUGCUCAGGAGGAGACCAAAGGUGCCUGGGUUGCGUGUCUGGACCCCAAGUACAGCCUGACCCACAGAAUACAAAGCAAACACUGCAGAGUUUACUCUUUUGGGUUGGGUGUGGAUGAUCGGUCCCUGGAACUUUCUCUCACAAGGGCAGGAUGUGAGGUCCACUGCUUUGAUCCCAGUCUGAAGCAGCCUCACCUGCAGCAGGCUGAAAUGUGGCUUCAUCGGCUCUCUGUAGACUGGAGGGAUCCCAACCCGGCCAUUGUCGCCCAGCGUCAGUACGCCAACACCAAGAAACUGGCCACUAUCCUUAAUGACUUUGGACACAGACAGGUGGAUGUACUGAAGGCAGAUAUGGAGAGCGCAGAGUGGAAGAUUUUGGAGAAUUUGGUACUGGAAGGAGUUCUGGACUCAGUGGGCCAGCUGCUGUUGGAGCUUCACCUGCACUGGGCGGGCUUUGAGGUGGGCGGCGAUGACCCAUCCGUGGUGCGAUACUGGUUCAGCCUGCUCAAGGAACUUGAACACGCUAACUUCCGCCUCUUCCAUGUCCACAGUGACCCAGCCAAACCUCGCCUCUUUCUGCAUAAGAACGUCCUCAAUGCCAGCAGUGCUUACACCCUAAGCUGGGUGAACACAAAGUGGAAGCCUUAAGGGAUGCCAGACUAAUAGAAAUCAAAUAGGAAAAAAAACAACUGCUAUCUUGGCUGGAACGACCUCUGAAUGGAAAUGUACAAGUUUGUGUAACACAGUUUUAGGUCUGAACACAAAUUCUUGCUAGAGCAUGCUGUUCCCCAACAGCCCGCUCUUAUCUGGCCUGACCUUUUUCAAAGCUAAAAUCCCUGCUCCUACUUAUCCUCCUGCUCUUCCCCUCCUGGCCUGUAAUGACCUCAGCCGUGUAGAGUAAUUGCCUCCAGAGGCUCUCUGUGUUCUACCUCACAGUGGCUGUGUUGCUGGCUGCAGGUCAGCCUCUGAGUCACAAUCACCCCAGUCACCAUGGUCCUAUCUGAGCUUGGCCCACAGCCAGAUAUUAGACAACCUUUCCAGAUUACAAUAGUCUGCAAAGGCCCAGAGACCACAGCCUGCUCAACAGAACAUGAAUUAAAGGAAAUGGAUACAUGAUGUUAAAGGGGGUAGGUAGAUGGAAGAUCCUGCCUCAUUGACAGUAAGUGAAUAUUUGUGGGAAGCCACUGGAGCUGCUUACACAGAAAGCCAAAGAGAAUAGCAGAGGAAUGUGGGUAAUAAAAGGUAAAGAGAUGGGAUCGACUCCAGAGGCAGAAGAUGGCUGUCUGGAUGAACAGACGCUUCCUUACAGUUGAACCCCAAUAUGCCUGUAUCUAGAACACAAAGUGAUACAAUUAUGCGAAGAAUGUCGACAGUGAUGUCUCUAGAUUUUGUGUGUUUGUUGGAUAUUUGAAUAAGGAUGUGUGGGCAAGUGUGUGAAAAAAAGACAAAAAGAAAAGGUAAACGCAAAUUGUUUUUUUUUUGCAUAUUGCAGUUUCCUGGGUUAUAAUAAAAAACAACCGAGAUCCAUACAUCUUUUUUUUUCCUCCUUCAGUUUUCUAUUGGUGUUGAAUUGGCCUUACUCCAUUAUCUCUGCUGCACCAGAACUUCAUCAACAAACUUAAUCUGAAAACAUAACAGUGGGCUGACAACUUCAAAACAUAAUCCACAUUCAAUAUUAUCCGAUUUAUGUAAUUUGACAAAUAUUUUGAUGCAGUUUAAUAAAAAAGGAUAAAAUAA